Messenger RNA from Cooperia oncophora, 828 nucleotides. The record is from the annotation of a GenBank genome assembly. Lineage: Eukaryota; Metazoa; Nematoda; Chromadorea; Rhabditida; Trichostrongylidae.
AUGGAAAGACUUCCACUCUGCGAUUCAGCUUCGAUAAAGCUCGCAUACACCAAAAAUACGCCGUGCGGCACAGUAGCGAACAGCUUUGAAAUUAGCGAGAUUCUGAAAUUUACAUACACUGCUUCGGGAACAAUAAACAAGUGGCUCAGGGGUGAAACCCACGUAGGAGCAGAAACCCAGUGGCCGGACUUAUGGCACAUCGGAGAUGUCUUUCUGCAGUGGUACAAGUCGCUUAUGCUAGCAAUGGAACACCGGUACGAAGACAACGACUUCGGCUGCUUAUCCAAUUACUUAGGCAGCAACAACCAAACAGCAAGUGGCUUCGAAAAUGACUUGACUCUCACACUAGAAGCCCUUCACCAACAAGUCGACCUGGCAGCAGUCCUUCAAGUAGACUGGAAUCACUGUAAAGGGGACGAGCAUUAUGUGCUGGGCGGAGCUGGCGAACAAGUUCUCCGCAUACUCAGAUUACUCCGCACAGCCGAACAAACAGCUGAAAAAAUCGCGAAGCUUGUAACGCGAUACACCCUCCUGGAUCGACUUUUCGAGGAACAAGUCGUGAUUGGAAGGCUGAAUUCCAUCCAUCGACAUGCAUGGCUCGAUCGGAAACAUCGGUUUGAAGUGGACUCAAGGAAAGUGCUCGAUUGGGCGCAGUUAAGAUCAGCCCUACUCAGGCGUCUCAUUGAGGAGCUCGAGAAAGAGUUGAGGAAAACAGAGAACCGGUGUGCCGUCAUAAAAUGGAGACUUGUGUCUGCCUCGAAAAUGGAGGCUUUCAAGUUUGUCUUCACAAUAUUGGCGCCACACCGAGAGUUAGGAGUCACACACUAG